CCCCAGCACACUUGAGCUUUUGCCUUUUUGUUUUUCCUUUGCGAGCUAAGUUGAUGUACUAACUUGCAGUCGCUUUCUAGUGCUUGCCCCAACCUUCCAGCUAGUCUGGAACAAACAAUGACCCCUCAGAUCAAGACCGACCCAGAAAAUAUGUCUUUGUCCCAGUCAUCUCUGCACCACUUGGACCACGUCUCCCAGUCAAGGCAAUCACAAAUGAUCCCAGGAAUCCCCACCAUGGCCUCUAGAGGAAUCCAGGAUGAUGAACUUUCGAGCCAGGACAAUUUCUCUUUGUGUUCAAGUACCCACUACAGCCAUGGGACCUCCAGUGACUUCAAGGGUUGGGCUCUGAGUGACGUGGAUGCACUUGACAACGGUGCCAUGUCCAAGCCAGAUUCACCCGAAGUUCAGAUGUUGUCUUACUCUUUCUCUCAGCAGCUUCUGCCAACUACUGUUGGUCCUAGUGAUGUAAUGUAUCAUCACGCCGGAUCCGAUUUCUCCAGCAUGCAGGACAUGUCCGAACAGAAUGACAUGGACUUUUCCCACGCACAAGAAUUCAACCACUACUCCUCGCUGGUUGACUUGUCUGCUUUUGAUAAUGAUGUUUGUGGACCAAAUGGUGCCCAGUCCUGCUCUACCGACGAUGCUCUUUCCGUCGGGCAAAGUUCCCACGCAGAUGACAGCCACCUGGCUGCCAACGACGCAUGGAACUCCAUUGUUGCAGACUCCCGGAAUUACCAAGGAUCGCCCAUGGACCAGUAUACCACUAUGUUCCAGCCUGUACCCGUCUCCCCUCCUCUCACUGAAGCAAGUAAUGACGUUGCUGUUACCUCUUGCCACACUGGAUACCCCACUUUCAUGACCCACGAAGAUGCUAUGCUCAAGGAUAUCACUGCCACACCCGUUGGAAGCCACGGACUUAACUUGGGAGACCCUCUGUUCCCACUCACCCCGCCUCUGAGUGAACAGGACCCCAACCGAACCAUCAGAGCCACCAAGAAUGCUCGUAGACCGGCUCUUCAGACCUCGCCGUCACAGACCCAGGUGAAACAGGACCCAGACUUCUUUCCCCCUCUGCCCGUCAAGGAUACUCUUCGACAGAAAGCCAAGGAAAGCUCCGAGCUGCGCAACCCCAGGGACCACCCUUACUACUCUCUGCCUACCUUCAGUGAUGGCAAGUACUACUGCCCGUACGCCAAGUCCGACAAGCCUUGCAACCACCCUCCCACUACCCAGAAGUGCGCUUACCACAAAUACCUUGACUCCCACUUGAAGCCCUACCGCUGCAAGGUGCCCGCCUGCAUGGAUGCUCAGCUGCAGUUCUCUUCUAAUGCUUGCCUUUUCCGCCACGAGCGCGAGGCUCACGGAUUCCACGGCCAUGGUGAUAACCCUCACCUCUGUCUUUUUGACGGAUGCGACCGUUCUGUUCCGGGCUAUGGAUUCCCUCGCCGCUGGAAUCUCUUUGACCACAUGAGACGGGUUCACGACUACCAGACAUCUGAGAGGCACAGCUCCCCGGACGCCUCUCCCACGACCGGACCCAGCAAGAAGAAGGAGACUGGACGUAAGCGUCGGGUGACCGGCGUCACUGCUGCCCCAACGAUGAAGCGUACCCGGUCCACCCAGUCCCAGACCAACCCAUUGAAGGCUGCGCAGCAAACGUCUGCUCACCACAACCAGCGCCUCCAGAAUGCGGAGAGGAACUACUACAACUGCCGCUCCCGCUUGCUUGAGGAAAUCAGCAACAUCGCUCCGCAGGACUCGGCCAUGCAUGAGAAGGUCAACGCUAGCCUCCAGGAACUCAUUACCUUGGGGCUGAACUUCCGCAGCAUCGAAGCUAGCCAGGCUGCUGCCCAGUUCAACGGCCUCACCGCAUGAAUGAUUUCAUGCAAUCUUUGACCAGCGACCUGUCGCGCGGACAAUGCUUCGCAGGGAGGACC
Molecule: messenger RNA, 1937 nt
Organism: Aspergillus saccharolyticus JOP 1030-1
Lineage: Eukaryota; Fungi; Ascomycota; Eurotiomycetes; Eurotiales; Aspergillaceae
Product: putative C2H2 finger domain protein
Exons: 3
Coding region: 118-1875 (585 amino acids)
Source: RefSeq, a predicted model, not a curated record